AUGGAAAUAGUUCGCGAUGCACCGUUUAGACAGCUUGUCCGUUUUAUUUUUCGUUAUAAGUUUUUUCUAUAUCCAGAAGAGCACCCUGGUUUUGAAUGCCCCCAUACUGCAUACAACGCAAAUAGCAGGCUUAAAAGUAGAGCUGAGCCGUUUUUAAGUAAUGCUGCAGCGGCGAUUAAUGUGGCAGGCUUUCAGGGACAGGAAAAAGACGAUCUGGCCCUUAAUUAUCAGGAUACAACAUUAAGUCUAAUCCAGUAUCAAACACUCGCAUUCACAGCGGAAAGGCUAGAAGAAGAAGAAAAACUAGCCCUAAAUAAGACUCUAAGUAUUGUGCUGUCCCUAGCGAAAAAUUCCGACGGGACUAUUUUGAAAAAGAAAGCCUUUAUUGCGUUUCACAUUAAGCAAAUAAUAGAGCACUUCGGGGUUAGUGAAUUCAACGCAUCGUUAGGACUAGCACUUUAUAUUAUCGGAUGUUAUAUAAGAUGGUCUCGGUCCUUUACUAUAGGCUCCGAUAAGCGAAAUUCCAACUUUCGGUCGGAAUAUACCCUAUAUGGCCACAUUUGCCAUCUAUCUAAUCUCUGCUACUUACGCAUAAUCUUCCUAGUCUCUUGGUCUUGCGUUUUCUAUAAGGAUUCUUUAGUAUUCCCUAUCUUACAAAUGGCGGAGCGACCAUAUAAGAUAUAG
Molecule: messenger RNA, 684 nt
Organism: Penicillium odoratum
Lineage: Eukaryota; Fungi; Ascomycota; Eurotiomycetes; Eurotiales; Aspergillaceae
Product: MFS general substrate transporter
Exons: 6
Coding region: 1-684 (227 amino acids)
Source: RefSeq, a predicted model, not a curated record